AUGUCGAGAGCUCAAGUAAAGAAGACAAUGACGAUUAUGAAAAAUCAAUGUAUGCCUAAAAAUGGCGUCACGAAUGAGAAAGUUGGUAAAAUCGAGCAAGGAGUUUUUCUAGAAGACCACGACGUAAUGUGUUACAUUGCAUGUGUAUAUAAAUUUGCUCAAGUUGUGAAAAAUGAUAGAUUAGAUAAGGACUUGAUUUGGAAGCAAAUUGAUAUCCUUUAUCCUGUGGAAAUAAGAGAACCCGUUAAGAAAUCCGUGGCAAAAUGUAUUUUACUUCAAACUAAUUAUGAUGACGGGUGUGAAGGAAUAUUCCGUGCAGCGAAAUGCCUCUACGACGACAAUCCCGACAAUUUUAUAUUUCCUUGA
Molecule: messenger RNA, 366 nt
Organism: Vanessa atalanta (red admiral)
Lineage: Eukaryota; Metazoa; Arthropoda; Insecta; Lepidoptera; Nymphalidae
Product: general odorant-binding protein 19a-like
Exons: 4
Coding region: 1-366 (121 amino acids)
Biological process (GO): sensory perception of smell; olfactory behavior
Cellular component (GO): extracellular region
Molecular function (GO): dibutyl phthalate binding; odorant binding
Source: RefSeq, a predicted model, not a curated record